Aegilops tauschii subsp. strangulata is the source of this 1338-nucleotide messenger RNA. Lineage: Eukaryota; Viridiplantae; Streptophyta; Magnoliopsida; Poales; Poaceae. The record is from RefSeq and is a predicted model, not a curated record.
AUGCCAACCGCACCAGGCGGCGGGUCGAAACACCGAGGCGUGCUGCUAUUCGGCAGCCAUCCCAAGAAGCCCAAGCACUCGGCCGUCGCGGCCAAGAACACGGCUGCCGCGACCAAGCGACGCGAGGCCGCCGUGAAGGCGGUCAAGUUCCAGAAGGCCCCCAAGCAGCCUCCGAUGGUGUCGGCGGCCCCGCUCUCUCUUAAGCGGUCAACCUCUUCCUCCGUCGUUAGGGUGGCGGAGGGCUCCACCAACAACCGCCGCAUAGACCCAGCCGCUGAUCUCCGGGAGGGGCAGGAGAGGAACGCACGGGAGGUGCGGGAGGAGAAAGAAGCCGCCGCCAAGAAGGCGGAGGCCGACAAGGCGGCCGCAGCCAAGGCAGCGCAAGUGGACGCGGAUGCCGCGGCCCAGGCCCAAGCCGACGCUGCGGUGAAGAAAAGGGCAGAGGACGCCCCGGUCAGGGAGAGGGAAGGUGACGAUGCUGUCUUGCCAGAGGUGGAGGUGCCUCCGCGGCCGCCGACUGUGGAUGCGCAGGGCAGCCAGCCGGCCGCCCCAUUGGUGACGCCAGCCGGAGGGGAGCUGGUGGUGGGCUCGGGUCCCACGGCCCGCACUCCAGUGCACCGUCGUGUGGAGAAAGCGGCAUCGGUACCGAGGCCAACGGGGGUCGGGAGCGCCAGUUCAACGACCCUUGAAGCCGAAGCAACCAGCGCCGCGCCGGCCGAGUGGGUGCAUGGGGGCGGGACGAGCGCCUUGAUCAAGGCAGCGCAGGACGUCCAGGCCGAUUUCAAGGCCAAAGCCGCCGCCCUCUUGCAGUGCAUGAAGGCGUUCGUGAAGACGCGGGCCACCGUCCGGGAUUACCACAACAUCCGUGCGGCCACCUUUAAUGCCCAUGUCCGGGAGCUGGACCGACGGACCGCCGAUUUGACGGAGAGCAGGACUAACACCGCGCUGCGUGCAAAGGAGGACGAGUGCAACAAGGCAGCCCAGGAGCGCGACUGCGUGGCCAAGGAACUGAAGGACCAGGCGGAACUUCACAAGGCGGCCUUGAAGCAGGCGGCAGACAAUGAAGCCAGGCUGCUGGGUGAGUUUGAGACCAAGCGCACAAGUUGGGCUGACACGAAGGCGGUGCUGACUGCCGGCUAUGGCAGGAUCGAAGACAUAGUCGACGACUUCUUCCCCGGCAAUUCCGUUGUCGCCAACCAGGCCAUUGAGGCUCGCCGCGAGGAGCGAAGGGCGGAAGGCGCGGAGAUCGCUGCCGACGCCCCUCGAACCCUUGGCGAGCAACUCCUUAGCAUUCAGGCUCGUCUCCAGCCGGCCAUCCGGAUGCUCCGCCAGCUGUAG